GUCCCUCACCUGCCGGUGCCGCGGGGCGAACAAUUCGGUGGUGCAUGGCUCCGUCUCGGGGCAGACGGCAACCUCACCUCAUCCCCCAGCGGCGGGGCAGCGGUCACCGGCUGCCAUGGGCGCUUCCGGCGCGCUGCAUUGUGGGGCCGUGACGAGGCUGGGAGCGGGACGUGUCUGCGCAUGCGCGGGCCCCACCGCUCCGAGCUCCGUUGUGAUGUUGGGAACAACAGAAAUGACUAACCAAGAAGAAGCGGAGAUGCAGAUUUCAGAGUUAGAUUUACUGUCUAGCAUGUUUCCUUAUGAGGAGGAGUUUGCUGUGACAGACCAGCUGGCUCUAGCUGAACUGAAACACUAUGCUGAAAAUGAGUCUGCAGAGGUGCCGUCUUCGAAGGUUCAGUUUGUACUGAAUGUAAAAGCUGAGGUCCCUAAUGCCUCUGUGGUGGAAUUCUCUAUGGCCUGUGCUUUGCCAUUUAAAUAUCCAACUGUUCUACCAGAAAUCACUGUGAGGUCGUCGUUACUAAGCCGCUCUCAGCAGAUUCACCUGAACUCUGAUCUAAAAACAUAUUUGAUGCAAAACUGCAGUGGCGAGCCCUGCAUGUUGAGUGCAAGGCAAUGGGUUAAAGACUAUGCAGCUGCUUACAUUGACAAAGAGCUUUCAUCUUCCUCAAUGAUGACUGCAAGUGCCAUGCAGGCAGAAAUCACUACAUUCACUCGAUUGUGGAUCUAUAGUCAUCACAUUUACAACAAGCAAAAAAGGAAGAAUAUCAUUGACUGGGCUAAGGAGCUCUCUCUUUCAGGGUUUUGCAUGCCAGGGAAACCAGGUGUUGUUUGUGUAGAAGGUUUACAAAGUAAUUGUGAAGAGUUCUGGUCAAGAGUAAGAAGACUGACGUGGAAAAGAAUUCUCAUUCGGCACAGAGAAGAUGUUUCUUUGGAAGGUGGAGGACAUGCUGAGAUUCAGAACCAACGGAAGUUUUCCACUUUGGAAGAAAAAUGUUUUGAUGCACAUGGUGCCAGGGGAAAUCAUAUGGAUUUGGGGCAACUCUAUCAUUUUUUAGAAGAAAAAGGAUGUGCUGACAUUUUUCAAAUGUACUUUGGGGUUGAAGGGCAUUGAAGGGUUUGAAGAUCAGCACAGGCCCCAGCACUUACGAUUGGAAUUUAAUCCUCAUAACAGAUUCCUUAGCUGUUCUGCAACAGUUGAUCAGAGAGGGAAUUAAUAAUUCAUGGUUUAUGUGAUGAAUACAGUUUUCAGUGAGAACAAAUAUCCAGUGAAAUCCCGAAAAAUGAAAAUGACUACGCGAAUACUUUAUUACUUCAUUUACUUUCUGAUUUUAAGGAGAUUUAGG
Chiroxiphia lanceolata (lance-tailed manakin) is the source of this 1343-nucleotide messenger RNA. It is a transcript of the gene RWDD2B, whose product is annotated as RWD domain containing 2B. The transcript has 5 exons. Gene Ontology annotation, molecular function: protein binding. Bases 116 to 1111 code for a protein of 331 amino acids. The record is from RefSeq and is a predicted model, not a curated record. NCBI's taxonomy places the organism in Eukaryota, Metazoa, Chordata, Aves, Passeriformes, Pipridae.